Oreochromis niloticus (Nile tilapia) is the source of this 9076-nucleotide messenger RNA. It is a transcript of the gene dgkq, whose product is annotated as diacylglycerol kinase theta. Gene Ontology annotation, cellular component: membrane. Gene Ontology annotation, biological process: phospholipase C-activating G protein-coupled receptor signaling pathway. Lineage: Eukaryota; Metazoa; Chordata; Actinopteri; Cichliformes; Cichlidae. The record is from RefSeq and is a predicted model, not a curated record. The coding region runs from base 1361 to 4123 and encodes 920 amino acids. Gene Ontology annotation, molecular function: ATP-dependent diacylglycerol kinase activity. The transcript has 23 exons.
UUAUUUUGUUCUAUAAUAUUUUCCGUGAUUCUCUAAAUCUUGACUUUUGUGUUCACCCUGCAGCUUCUUUACUUUAACUUUAAAACUUUUGCACCACAUCAAAUCGGAUGUUUCCGAAUCAAGCCUUCAGUGAGGAGACACUGAGGCCGAAAUUUGAUCACAGACUUUCACUUCGCAUGUUUCGUUCUCAUGAACUACUCAACGUGAAAGACUGAGGAAGAGAGUAAAGAAAAAGAGGAAGGAAAAAAACAACAGGAGGAAGGAAAUGCAAUAAGAAAUAAAUGCGUUUAGGAAACCGUCAUUCAGUGAGACGUGGAAGAGCCUCGGUGAUGAGGAGAUAGGGAGGAAGCGAAGGAGACUAGGGAAGGGGAUGAAGCGCAGGGAGGAGGAGUAAAUCAGUGUUGGAGACUGACGCGGAAGAAGAAUCAGCCUCGGAAAAGGAAGAAGAAACCCGAAAUGAAAGCAGCCCCCCCGUCAGGGGGACUUCACACUUGUUGAUUAUCGUCGGUCUCCAGUACUGAGGCGCCUUUUGGACUUCUUUUCGACCGAUUUGUCGUGUCUUUCUGCGGGCUUGGACCGGCUGUUUUUGGCUGGCUGAGUGAUCGCUGAGACUGAAAAGAUCACCCAUCCAUUUCACAGACUUCACGCUGCUGCGGACACACUCGGCAUCCAGUUCUGCACGAUCGAUAUUUCAUCAUUUAUUCAUCCACCUUCCUUAGCAGGGAGCUUCGGGGAAGUGGCCGAGCAGGGCGCCCUGUCCUCCGCGCUGCGCCGCUGGGUGGCACCGCUGUCUCCGGGCGGAGGGUCUUUCUGAUCGCGGGCAUCGAGAGCAGCAGACGCCGUCGAAAAGGAUCGAAAAUCCAACAUUAAUCUCUCACUGGAACAGCUGUCGUGUAUUUUGGGAGAGUGGCUGGUCGAUAAAUGUCCAGGGAGUUUGUUUUUUAAUGAGUCUGGGAGGCGGGAUUCGCAGGCAGCACACCGACCUCGGCGCCCUUUCCGCCGGGCAGCACCGCUGGCUCCAGCCGGUGCGAUGACCGACCCUCCACGGGGCGACACCGACGUCACAAUCGCCAUAAACUGACCUCGUUUGGAUCACAGAGCCGUGAACUGGUGGCCUGUUGUGUGUUUUAAGACCUGAAUAAUUAUAUUCCAGAGCGAGGGGGAAAGUCCAGGACACACACCGAGCACGGCGCCCUUUGCCGGGCUGCGCCGCUGUGUUCGGCCCGGUGGGAUGUCUCUUCACUACGGGUGAACUACUUCCUACAAAUCCAGCCCUUUUGGCACCAGGGGUUACUGCUGUUGAAACCCGUUUUGUUGUCCUGCUGUUGGGAAGUUUUUAUAAGAGGGCGGGCAGGAGGACAUGGCGGACUCCGGCCGGCCCAGACCGGCGGACCCUGAUGCCGCAGAGAGCCGGACAGCGAGCCCGCUGGCCGGGAAGAAGAGGGCGCAGCAGUCUCCCGGACUCCGGUCUAAGUACCAGAGCUCUGCACCGGGUCACUGCUUCAAGAAAGUCACCCUGACCAAACCCACCUUCUGCCACAGCUGCAGCGACUUCAUCUGGGGGAUCAUCGGCUUCUUGUGUGAAGUGUGUAACUUCAUGUGUCAUGAAAAAUGCCUGAAGACACUGCGGAAGGUGUGUUCCUCCAUGACUCCGUCUCUGGUCCAGGUGCCGGUGGCUCACUGCUUCGGUCCGGCCGGUCAGAAGAAACGUUUCUGCUGCGUCUGCAGGAAACAAACAGAGGGAAGCACGGCGCUGCGCUGCGAAGUGUGUGAGCUGCAUGUCCACGCCGACUGCGCCAUCUUCACCUGUGCCGACUGUCGCAGCUGCCACCUGGACGGGAUUCUGGAGCAGGAUACGUUCCACCACCACUGGAGGGAGGGGAACCUGGCAUCAGCGGCGAGGUGUGAGGUUUGCCGGCGAUCAUGCGGGUCGUCUGAUGUCCUGGCAGGGAUGAGGUGCGAGUGGUGCGGCAUCACGAGCCAUGCGGCGUGUUACCUUGCCGUGCCGGCAGAGUGCACUCUGGGACGUCUGCGCUGCAUGCUUCUGCAUCCGGCCUGCGUUCGCCUCGACUCCAGAAACUUCAGCAAGAUGCACUGUUACCGCAUCGCUGAGAGCUGCAGCCACGAGCUGGACAACUCAGAUGACGGUGAUCUCUCUGCUGCAGCAGCACCAGCAUCCAAAGACGGUCAGCCGGCUGCUUCAGAGUCAGGUAAACAGAAUCUCAAGGUGUUUGAUGGCGACGAUGCAGUGAAGCGCGGUUUCUUCCGACUGGUCUCAAUCACGAAGAAUGAGGAAGUGGUGGAGGCGGCGCUGAGGGCCUUCUACCUCCCCGACGACCCUCAGGACUUCGAGCUGCACGAAAUCGGCGGCCUGCAGCGUCUGCACAGCGACGACAUCCUGAACCGCAACGGCGGCCCGGACAACAGGAAUUCGCUGAAGGACGGAGGCGACUCGUGGCUGCUGAAGGCAAAACCCCGAGUCACUGAGGUCAUCAAAGUGUACAAUGACUGGCCCAGGUCGGGCGUCGCUUUCAUUUCGGUUUCCGUCUCAGACAGCAGCACGACGUCCUCGGUCCUCGCCGAGGUCCUCAGUAAGCUGGACAGACAGGAGGAAGAUCUAUCAAAAUUCUCUCUGCUGGAGGUCUGCAUGAGCAGCAAGCAAGUGCAGAGACAGACGCUGACUCCUCAGGAAAAGCUUCUGGACAAACUGCGGGAGAUCAGGAAGGUGUCUCUGCGGCAGAUGAACCAGACUCGGUUCUACAUCGUGGAGAACAAAAACCGGGCGGUGCGGGUGGAGCUGCUGAUUGGAGGGCUGCCCCCCCUGCUCACCACAGAAAAGUACACGCAGCUGAUUGAGGAACACCUCGCCAUCAAGAGUCACCUGGUCACCAUCAGCAACUUCUAUCUCAAUCAAGGUGCAGUGGCGUUGCAGAUCUCGUGUUUCGCUGAAGCGGAGAGGAUCUACAUGCUGGCUAAAGAUACUUCCAUCAACAACAAGACGCUCACCUCGCUGGUCAUUCCAGGGAUCACGCACAACACGCUGGGAGAAGACGUGUGUCCUCUGCUGGUGUUUGUCAACCCAAAGAGUGGCGGUCUGAAGGGGAGAGAGCUCCUCUACGGCUUCCGGAAGCUCCUGAACCCUCACCAGGUCUUCGACAUCAUGAAUGGAGGCCCGCUGGCCGGCCUGCACACGUUCAGGGAGGUUCCCCGGUUUCGGGUGCUGGUCUGUGGGGGCGAUGGGACGGUGGGCUGGGUGCUGGGAGUGCUGGAGGCUGUAAGGCACAAACUGACCUGUCGCGAACCGCCCAUCGGCAUCAUACCACUGGGAACAGGUAACGACUUGGCUCGUAUCCUGCGGUGGGGUCCAGGUUACAGUGGUGAGGACCCUUACCACAUCCUAGUGUCAGUUUAUGAGGCUGAUGAGGUUCUGAUGGACCGCUGGACCAUCCUGCUAGAUGCCCAGGACGUCUCAGAGGAUGGCAAAGACAACGACUUCUUGGAGCCGCCCAAGAUUGUCCAGAUGAACAACUACUUUGGUCUCGGUAUCGACGCGGAGCUCAGCCUCGACUUCCACCUGGCUCGAGAGGAUGAACCCGACAAAUUCACCAGCAGGUUUCAUAACAAAGGUGUGUAUGUGAAGGUAGGCCUGCAGAAGAUCAGUCACACCAGGAGUCUCCACAAAGAGCUGCAGCUUCACGUGGACGGGCAGGAAGUCCCAUUACCCAACAUAGAGGGGCUGAUCUUCCUCAAUAUACCCAGUUGGGGUUCAGGUGCUGAUCUUUGGGGGUCAGAGGUCGACAGUCGCUAUGAGAAACCCAGCAUCGAUGACGGCCUGUUGGAGGUGGUUGGGGUCACAGGGGUCGUCCACAUGGGCCAGGUGCAGAGUGGUUUCCGUUCUGGGAUUCGCAUUGCUCAAGGGAACUAUAUCAGGCUGACAUUGAGGAAACCGAUACCAGUCCAGGUGGAUGGAGAACCGUGGAUCCAGCCGCCGGGACACAUCAUCAUCUCUGCUGCUGGACCAAAGGUUCGGAUGCUGAGGAAGUCCAAGCAGAAGCAGAAGAAGUCAUCAGCUAACAUGAGGGACGGACACUCGGAUAGUCCUUCUUCCAGAGAUGGACACUGACCCGAUCACCCAAUAAUGGCCGUCCUGCCUGUUAUCUGCCUCCUGCUACUGCACAUGGGUAACCGUUUUGGUGCCAGCAUCCAGCUGUGAAUUCACUCAUGUAGCUUUGCAGCAACACUAACGGGCCGCAGACGGACCGCAGACUCAUGGACGUUUGCCGUCUUGCAAAGUGGGAGAAAGUCAUGAAUCACCUGGGAUUGCAUUUCAUGCCUACUGUCCAGGCGCCGACCAUUUACAGAAAUCACAGUAACCGUGGUUAAUAAUUCCACUCCUAACUUUUUUACUUAACAGUAAAUAACUCACAGCAGGAUGUCUGCAUAGACUGCAAAAGAAAUUGUGUUGAAUUUUGACCAUUUCUCAGUAUGAAUAAGCUCUGCGCUGGAACAAAAAAAUCUAGACAAGUAUUUAAAGUGUCUGUCCGGACGUGACUGUAUAUGUGCAGUAAGUAGCAGUACUCAGUGUCAGCUGAUAUAUUAUAUAAUAACUUUAGUUGUGAAAAAUAAUGUGCAGCUAUAGAAUAAUUAUGACCUCAGUGUUGGUCUGUUUGUCAUCAGAAAAUAUCGAGAAAGCAGAUAUUGAAGAGAGCGACGGGCAGUUUUUUAAAAGCUGUUACUACAUAAUGUUUCUCGAAAGCAGUAAUUUCCUGGGGGACCCGACUACCUUUCUUCUUCUUCUUCUUCUUGAUUUCUUGUGUGAAAUCCUUUAGUAAUAUUUACCGUACACACAGUGUUGAAAUUUUACACUAUUGAGCGUAAUUAAAGUCAGAUAAGGGUGAGCUAUGAUAAGCAGGGUUAGCUGGAAAGAAGAACAGUAGAGCCUGGAGCAGGUUGUAGUUCAGCAAAGGGAGAGCUGUUUAUUUUUUAUGCUCACAGAGAUUAGUCUUGCAGUAAAGCUUGUCUUACAUAGAAAUGUGUUUACUGGUAAAUACAGGAAAAUAUAAAACAAGAGAAACUCCAAGAUAAUUUAGAAUAAUUUAAAAAAAUACCAAAGGCCACCUAGUAAUUUAGUUUCAAUCAGCAGAAGAAUAUAUAUAUAUAUAUGUACAGUAUAACAUACAAGUGCAGAUUUCUCAUAAGAACUACAGAACAUCCAGUCAGGACAGCAUUAAAAAGACAAACAUUUCUUUUUCUCUGACAGGAGCCUGUUUUGAUAUUCUUGAUGUUUUAAUUUUUUACAUUUUUUAAUUUUUAUUUUACAGAAGUGUGUGAUGGCACUUGUUCAAGCUGUUAGGUUAUUCGAGAUACUGAGAAACAACCCAAACAGUGGCCAUUAAUGUGAAUCCCAAUUUAAUUUUGAAAAUUGUGUACCAGAUACGAAAAUUAGCCUAAUAACACUCCUGUCACAGUUAGUAACUGCAAAAGCUUGUUAGCUAAUUUUUUUUAGUCAGUUUUGUGCAUUAAGGCACAUUGAAAGUAUGUUUAUUAAACAGGAUUUUUGCUUUUGUUCAUUAAGUUCAUCUGCAGCUAAACAAAACACAAACAUCUUGAACAAAUGAAUGGUUACUUAGCUAGCACUAACUUUUACUUUUGGCUAAUGUAAAAAUGUGACUAAUAUUUUGUAACCUGAAAAUGAUUCAUUUGAGUCCGUUUUUAAAAUGCAGAGGUCAAAACCACUCAAUAAAAGUUAUCUUAAACUUUUAGUCAUUAUAAAAUUAACUCACUCUGUGCCAUUUUAGUUACAGGUGCCAGAAAUUAUCUAGAAGACCUGUUACAUUAAAAAAGCUUCCUGCUAAGCUAGUUUUUUCAAUUAAAAGUAGUAAAAUUAUUAGCUUAGCAGGCUAGUUAGCUACUUUUAAAGAAAGUAAAAUAUCAAAAGAUUUAAUUUGUUCAUUGUCCAUAUCAGGAACUAAAAACUGAAAUAAAACUCUGUUUUCAUUUCUUGAAAAGUGAAAAAAAAAUUGUAGCUAGGCAAUGUAAGCUUAAAAUAUUAGCUAGGGAACUAGCUAUAACAAAACUUUGCUAUGUGUAAUAGUAAUAUUAGGCUACUUAUUUUAUAGGUCAAAUUGAGGGUUUCAGUUAAACUAGACUAGAUACUAUAUUGGUAAUGGUUUAAUAAGCAAGCUUAUAAAGAUAGCAUAUAAAAUGAAAUAACAAAUUCAAUUUGUCUGAAUGUUACUGAAAUAGAAAAGGUAAAAAGGUCAGUGGUAAAUGUAACCAAUGAGGUCAGGUAUAAAGUAAUUCAAAUAUUGUGUAAGAGGUGUGUUGACCUUGCACCACAAUCUAAUAAAUCGAAUUAUUUCAUUUUCAGUACCACUUUGUAGAUGAUGCCUUCAUCCGAUCUAAAUUCUGUAUUGCUGAAUUUAUCCAAAAAUCCCAACUUAAUCUAAACAAAUGGUUCAAACCAGACCUAAAACAACAGAGCCAGCAGAGUCCAACCAUAACUUUUAUCUCCCCCUUUUUGCUGUGUCCUGCUCUUUAACCAUAAAGGAAGGACUCAAAAUUGAGCUCCAUUUGCCAUUUUAAAGACUCUGACAGAAAGGACUUAAUGAAAGAGGCACUUUGUUCACAUUGCCAGAGUAUGAAGAAGUUCAAAACUCUGAAAUAGACUAAAGAUCCUAUGCUGAAGGUUCCAGCUCUUGAUGUAGCCUCAAAAACAUUCAAUAACUGUACUUUGGCUGUAACUUGUACACUUUUUAAAAUCAAACAUGUGCUUAAUAGAUUUAUUUUCAUGUUAUUUGGUGCUAGAAGAUAAAAUACGUAUAGUAGUUCUGUGCUUGGUUUGAGAUUCGAGGAUGAUGUUUUUAUUUUCUACACCUUAAAAUUAAGUUUAUGAAAUCUGACUAAUGAAGGUGAAAUACCUCUCGAUGGCUUCAUUCAGCCCUUUUCUGCAGUCGCUCUUUUGAGCCAGUUUCCACCAUUCUACUGUUCUCUAGUUUUACAUGUUACACGUUUCUUCCUUUUUCUGUCCCAUAUGCAAUGUUUCUGCGUUUCAGUGUUGUUAGAUAUUCAUGUUAAAUAUCUCCAAAACUGAAAUACUGAGUUUCUAUUCAAGUCAAUUUUAUUUAUAUAGCACCAAAUCACAACAACCACUGCCUCACAGCUAAACAUAUGUAAAAGUGAUUGAAAAAAUUAGCAUUUGAAUGCCUGAUUAUUAUUUUUUUCCUUUAUCAAUUAACCCGUGCAUGGCCACAAAGUACAGCCUGAAAGCUCUAUUAGCUGCCCCUUGGUAGGCCUCCUUAAGUUGGCCAAUCAAGAGGAAGUGGCUUUUUAGCCCCUCUGGAGUCCCAGAAUAAAAGCAUAGAGUUUGAAAAUAAGCAGAACAGGUCUCCUCUGAUAACAUCACAUGUGGUUAGUAUAUAAAGAUAAAUUAGUUGUUGUAAAUGUUGAAAACCUGCCAAAUUAUGAUUUAUAACUCUUUAAAUUUCACAUUUCCUGGUUCCCAGACUCGUCUUCUACAAGUGAACCAGACAUCAGCUUGUAAUAAAAAGAAAAUGAAGGGUUGGAAGACACUUUCAUACACAGCAACAUUUAAUUUUGAUUCAUGAGCAACCUGUUCUAGAGAAACAAACUGCAGAACCUGGUGGACACACCAGGAGGCGCUGCAGAAAAGGAUUAAUAAUGAAAGCGGGUAACAGCGAGGGUUUCUGGCUUUAAACAGAGGUGCAAGUCGACCUCUGAUUGAAGUGUGUUCAAGCAGUUUGUUGUGUUUUCCUAAACUUGAUGCUGUGUGUGUACUGGCAGUAGGAUGUAGCUGUGUAACUGUACACAUAUGAAGUACUGUCAGAGUGUUUGUUACAUGAAGUACUGUAGUUUUGUUCCAUGUAGAGCUGCGUUUUUGUGCUUUUACAGCAGCGUUUGAGCUCGUCUUCACUGAUGACGACGAGUGAAACUGCUGCAGUCACACGUUUGAAACACUCCAUACACCCACCAGUCUUAAUGUGUUACCACGUUCUUCUGGUCGGUCAGUCCUCUGUGUUAACGUCUCGUUAAAGGUGGUUAAUUCUGUUUUAGUGUCUCCGCAGUGAGCAGGAAGUUUAACUUCUCUGCCAAAGAACUACACCAGAAUUCAUCCUUAAAAUGGAUUCACAGUUUGAAAAAGAUCAAAACCAGAAGACUUGUUUUCAAAAUUGAUGAAAACAAGUUUAAUUCUGCUGAUGGGCAGAAGAAUGUCUCGCACAUGUUUUGUUUUGAGUAAAGAGUUAUGGAAUAGCAUUGGACCAAACCACUGUGAGGCCAUGUGGGGGGGGUGGGGUUAUAGUUCUAUAGCUAUAUAGUUACAGUUACAGCAAAGCACUGAUGAGAAAAAUGGGAGUGACUAUCUGAAUGUGACGACACACUUUUGAGAAGGGCCAGGUCCCCCACCGCCCCCUUCGGCCACACCCCUGUCUCCUUUAAAACAGUUCAUCAGCGUUGCUUCACCUGUUCGGUCUUAAAGAAUGUCCCAGCUGAAAGGCAUGCAGAGAUUUUGGGUCACUUUCUCACAUUUUUGGGGAAGCCUUCAUUCAUUUUUGCCACGCUGUAAUUCGCACCGUGCCAUACGAGUCGUUCUGUUGUGUCAAACCUCGCCGCUUUGACUUUCUGCUUCUCUUCGUCCGCCGUGCCUCUGCUGUAGCGUCCAAAGUAUCAGACACCAGGCUGAGGUCGGCGUGGCCGUUGCGCCUCGACGCCCUGAGUGCGCUGAUGUUUAACGUGUGUGUUUCCUGCUGGUGCAGUGGUGUGUUCACUCUGAGCUGAUGUGCCUCCAGUUUUCUGUUGCUGUAAUUCUCUCUGAAUAGAUGAUUUGUCUGUUUUUCCAGACAGAAGCUGUUUUUUUUUAGUUUUAACUGUAAACUAUAAAUUGCACUAAUUGUUUUACAGAUGCUCUUAGAUGUGACGUUCAGGUUAUUAUGAAUGUUGUCAUAACUAAAGCUAAUUAUCUAGCAUAUAUAUCUAUAUACAUAUAUAUAUAUGUAUAUAGAUAUAUAUAUGUUUAAAUUAUGUGUCUAAUUGUAAUAAACUAAAGACCGACUAAGAA